CGCUUUAUCGGUUCAGUUUGGGUUUGGCCACUGAGAGCGACUAGUGCCCGCGAUUUCACUUCGCCUCGAUGCCCGAGUACGCAGUCGGCGAGAAGGACAUGGCGUCCAACAUUCUAACGCAGCUCAAGUCGAUCGUCUUCUGGUUUAAGGUGGCCGAACUGGUGUUGAACAUCAUCAUUAUCGCGUUGGUGACCGAGGGCGGCUACAUCGCCGGCACGAGUCGAGCGUUCGUCGCCCUGGGCACGCCGUACGCCUUCAUCAUCAUCAGCUCCCUCAUGAUCGCCGGCCUCCUGCUGGACGAAGCCCUCUCCAAGAGGAUCACGAUGGUGUUGUCGGCGAUUGGCGGCCUCUUGUUCGUGACCGCCGGCGCGUUGAUGAUCGACUACUGGGUCAACUGGCCGCACUUAAACGAUCUCACCAUCGGCGGCGGCAUCCUCAGCAUCCUGCUGGGCCUCCUCUUCUUCGGCGACGCCGCCUUCACCCACUUCAAAGCCUGACCAAAGCACCCCCUCACCCCCUGUUGCCCCAACAACAAUAAAAACUUUUCUUCUCGUC
This is a messenger RNA of Neocloeon triangulifer, 555 nucleotides long. RefSeq lists its product as uncharacterized. NCBI's taxonomy places the organism in Eukaryota, Metazoa, Arthropoda, Insecta, Ephemeroptera, Baetidae. The coding region runs from base 69 to 497 and encodes 142 amino acids. The transcript has 4 exons. Gene Ontology annotation, biological process: septate junction assembly. The record is from RefSeq and is a predicted model, not a curated record.